ACAGAUUAUCCUCCUAAAGGAGGGGACCGAGGCAUCUCAAGGAAAGUCUCAAAUUGUGAGCAAUAUCAGUGCCUGCCAACUUAUUGCAGAUGCUGUAAGAACGACGCUCGGUCCACGUGGAAUGGACAAACUGAUUGUAGAUAAUAAUGGUAAAGUGACAAUAUCCAAUGAUGGUGCAACAAUAUUGAAAUUAUUAGAUGUUAUCCAUCCUGCAGCAAAAACAUUAGUACAGAUUGCCAAGUCACAAGAUGCGGAGGUUGGUGAUGGUACUACAUCGGUUACUCUCAUAGCAGCUGAAUUCCUCAAGCAAGUUAAGCCUUGUAUUGAAGAUAAUGUCCACCCACAGAUCAUUGUAAGAGCCUACAGAAAAGCAACUCAUUUAGUACUGGAAAAAAUUAAAGAGAUUUCAGUCAAAGUGAAGAAAGAUGACCCGCAGCAAUUACGAGAGGUACUUGAAAAAUGUGCUGCGACGACUUUGAGUUCUAAAUUGGUUGCGGCCCAUAAAGAAUUUUUUGCGGUAAUGAUUGUAGAUGCUGUGAUGUUAUUAGAUGAGUUGUUGCCACUUGACAUGAUAGGUAUAAAGAAAGUUACUGGUGGUGCUCUGGAGGAUUCCAGACUAAUUUCGGGUGUCGCUUUCAAGAAAACAUUCUCCUAUGCUGGUUUUUGUAUGCAACCUAAAAAAUACAAAGAUGCAAAAAUAGCUUUAUUGAAUGUGGAGUUGGAAUUAAAAGCAGAAAGAGACAAUGCUGAAAUCAGACUAGAUAAUGUUCAGGAGUAUCAGGCUGUAGUUGAUGCCGAGUGGUCUAUACUGUAUGAUAAACUACAAAAACUUCACGACAGUGGCGCUCAAGUUGUGUUAUCUAAACUACCAAUUGGAGAUGUUGCAACUCAGUGGUUUGCUGAUAGGGAUAUGUUCUGUGCUGGCAGAGUUCCUGAGGAAGAUUUGAAACGUACAAUGAAAGCUUGUGGUGGUGCGAUACAGACAUCUAUAGAGUCGCUGACAAAAGAUGUCUUAGGUAGUUGUGAAUCAUUUGAGGAGCAGCAAAUAGGUGGAGAAAGGUAUAAUAUAUUUACUGGCUGUCCACAGGCUAAGACGUGUACGAUUAUAUUACGUGGUGGUGCCGAACAGUUUAUAGAUGAAACUGAACGAUCUUUACAUGAUGCUAUUAUGAUUGUACGAAGAGCUAUCAAGAAUGACGCUGUAGUUGCAGGUGGCGGAGCCAUUGAGAUGGAGCUCAGUAAAUACUUGCGUGACUACUCGCGUGGUAUAGCAGGCAAAGAACAGGUUCUCAUUGGAGCAAUGGCAAAAGCAUUUGAAUGCAUUCCCAGACAGCUAUGCGACAACGCUGGCUUUGAUGCCACUAACAUACUUAAUAAACUCAGACAAAAACACUUCCAGGGUGAAAUGUGGUAUGGGGUGGACAUCAACAAUGAAGAUAUAGCAGAUAACCUUGUAGCAUGCGUCUGGGAACCGGCUAUUGUCAAAAUGAAUGCCAUCACAGCGGCAUCCGAAGCAGCUUGUCUUAUAUUGUCAGUCGACGAAACUGUUAAAAAUCCACAAUCGGGGGGAAAUCAACAACCAAGAGGGAGAGGGAGAGGCAGGCCACAUUAACACUAGUUUCUCUUAACUAUAUUUAUAAAUGUUCAUGUCGCCAUUCCUGUGUAUUGUCUACCUUUCAAAUUAUUAGAUAUUUGGGUAUAUGUGCAUCUGAUAAGAUAGAGGUAUAGACUUCAUUUUUUUUUUGCUCUGCCACAUUACAUGUUUCUUAAUGUGUAUGGAAGAGCAGAUAAAACAUUGUCUCCCUGCAUAUGCAUUUGAUCAGAUUGACGCAAUUGUGACAAAAGUGGUGUAUGCUUCAUUUCCAUUCUAUAAAUGUUAAAGAACUAUAAUGUACAAUUCAAUGGAAUCUAUGCAGUUGAUAAUUUAAUUUUUUUUUUUAGUUGCUUCUUCUGUACAUACCUUUUGUUUAUUGAGGUCGACAGUGGGUUAAACCACUGACGGAAUCUCCCAUUGUAUUUAAAGGGUGGGGCUAAACAACUAAGGGGUCUGCUUGGAUUUAUUUUGUUUUGAAAUAAGUCAUGUCUUGUAUUUACAGCUGCAUUUGUGCUGUAACUUCUGAUAUUCUUUCUUUGUAUUUUUGUUUACAAUAAAAUGAAUGUUGUUCGGG
Saccoglossus kowalevskii is the source of this 2168-nucleotide messenger RNA. RefSeq names its product T-complex protein 1 subunit eta. Gene Ontology annotation, biological process: protein folding. Lineage: Eukaryota; Metazoa; Hemichordata; Enteropneusta; Harrimaniidae. The record is from RefSeq and is a predicted model, not a curated record. Gene Ontology annotation, molecular function: ATP-dependent protein folding chaperone; ATP hydrolysis activity; ATP binding.